AUGAAAGUUUUUCAGAUAUUCCAUGGGUUAGCUUUGCUGAGUGAUAACAAAGGAUCAGGUUUCCCGGUUCGACUGGAGUUGACACGCGACCUACUGAACAUCCAGGUUCCCAUUGCGUUGGCCUCAUUUACCAAUACGCCGUUGCUGAGCACCGACAGGUGCGUAAUCGUGAAAAGACAUCCGGAUGGUGGAUUGGGCUUUUCAGUGAAGGGAGGAGAAAGUGGGGCGUGUAAAGUACCAGUUAUGAUAUCUAAAGUUGCUGAAACCGAAACAGGUACGAGUAGCGAUGCCGAGUGCUUAACUUCAUUUCAAGAGCCAUUGUUUUUAGCAUACACGGAUGGUCCCCUUUUCGUAGGAGAUGUCAUACUAGAGGUGAACGAUACGAACGUGGAAGACAAAACGCACGACGAGGUGGUACAACUGCUGAAAGAGUGUGACCAGGAGGUGAAGUUGAAGGUGAAAUUUCAAAGCGGGAUGACCCAUCUGUUACACAGAACAACGUCCAGAAGGCGCAUUGAAAACAACUCCGAAAGAAGCACUGACGUGUCAGAGAGUGAACUUUCUUUGCUUCCGUCUAUCAGUUCAUACGACAAGAGUACGCUGCCGAAAGGUUGGAGUCCCUUCAUGUCGUUGCCUCUUCCGAUGGCGUACAUCACUCGUUACCUCUGGGGUACAGAUAAACUGAGGUCGAAUGGCUUCGAAGUUCGAACCGCAGAUGGUACAAGCUCAGGAAUAAUUUAUUGCGAGGAUAUCAAGAUCAUAGAACACUGGGUUCAUUACAUAACAUCCCAUAUAACGGCGUUGAACAAUCAAUCGAUAAAGAUGUCGAACAAAAUGCUUCAUCCGGAUGAAUUGAUCGUUUAUCUCGGAUGGGUAUGCGAAAGACUGAACGAAGAACAGUUCGACACAACCGAUUUUUUGAAGACGUGGGAACCUUACUUCUUGAUCCUUAAAGGCACAUGCGCGUGGUUCUUCGAUACGCCCCCGUUAAGCGACGAAGAUUUCAAAAAUUCACUCAUGACCUUGAAGAUAUACGAAACUCGUUUUAAAGACAUUAAGGCAAGCGAUAGGCGAGACAAACGAAAGCACAGCUUUAUGAUCGAAACCGCGUCCGGUGAGAGGCACUACCUCAGCGUUGAGUCUUCCGAAAUCUUGCAGCAAAUUCGAAGGGCUUGGAAUCGCUGCACUUAUUACGCAGUUACUAAAAUGCGAAACAACAUGAAUAUCAACUGUUUUGUUCAGAAGCGUACUUUUGCGUGUGUCAAAGACGAGCGCCCUUCCGGACUAGUGAUCGACUUUCUUCAAGGAAUUGGACUCUACGACAUUCCGUCAAAGGUACUAAGAACCGAAAUAGGUUCGUAUAUUUCAGAGCGAUCCAUGGUUAAGUACACUAGAGCAGGAAAGUAAAU
This is a messenger RNA of Soboliphyme baturini, 1409 nucleotides long. The record is from the annotation of a GenBank genome assembly. Lineage: Eukaryota; Metazoa; Nematoda; Enoplea; Dioctophymatida; Soboliphymatidae.